GUACGCCUAAAGGUAGGCAAACCCCCAAGCACACAAGCGCAUCGUGUUUUCGGCAGGUAAAACGGCAAUGGAACAGCAAAGACGUUGGCAGUGAAUGUGAUGGACUGUUUCAAUUGUGUUCCGUUUGCAACGAUGCAAAUCCAGAGCAAUAUACAGAGCGUCAACUCGAUCUUCGGUUGCAACUCGUCCGGCCACAGCGGCAUCAACCAGCUCGGCGGUGUGUACGUGAAUGGGCGACCGUUGCCGGACUCGACGCGGCAGAAGAUCGUCGAGCUGGCGCAUUCCGGUGCCCGGCCGUGCGACAUCUCCCGCAUACUGCAGGUGUCGAACGGGUGCGUCAGCAAGAUACUGGGCCGGUAUUACGAGACGGGUUCGAUCAAACCGCGGGCCAUCGGUGGCAGCAAGCCGCGGGUCGCCACCGCUGCGGUAGUGUCCAAGAUUGCAGAGUACAAAGCGGAAUGUCCGAGCAUCUUCGCGUGGGAAAUACGCGACCGUCUGCUGUCGGAGGGCACCUGUAACAACGAUAACAUACCGAGCGUAUCUUCCAUUAACCGUGUGCUGAGAAAUCUGGCCUCCAACAAGGAAACGUCAUCGCAAAGCAAUGAGACGGUGUACGAGAAGAUAAAGCUGUUCAACAACACCAGCGGACACUGGACCUGGUGUCAGAACAUUGGAAGCGGUCAGUUUAACUUUUCCUCCCAUCCCAUCCCGCACCUCUCAUUGAAAACCUCCACCGAGCAACCAUCGAAGCCAGGUAUGCUAGCGAAUAUCAUCACCUCCAGCCAUCCAAUACUAAUCUUCCAACUGUUUCCAUCGCAUUCCUCGCAAACAAUGGCAGCGAACUGCUGCCUGGAGGAGAUGAGUGAUAAGUACUCGUCCGAAGAUGAUGAAGAUUCCGAGCUGCGGUUGAAGCUGAAGCGCAAGCUGCAACGCAACCGUACCUCGUUCACGAACGAGCAGAUCGAAAACUUGGAACGAGAAUUCGAGCGCACCCACUAUCCGGACGUGUUUGCCCGGGAACGAUUGUCCGAGCGGAUCCAGCUGCCGGAAGCCCGCAUACAGGUAAUUAUACCGCACCGUGCUAAGCUGGUGCGGUAGCUCAGGUAAUUCAGGUAAUAUUGCAAUCCUUUUCGGUGUACCGAUUGAUAACCGAUAGCGUAUUGUUGAAUGUGUACGAGUUCGUUACUAAGUCACUGAGGUAAGUCAAUGAGUGACCUAAGGAGAGUUGGUAAGGCGCACAUGCUUCAGUUACGAUACCUUCAAUAGAUAUAGGGAGAAGAUCUCAGGAACCCGUCAGAAUACAACGCCGAUUGAUAACUGAUCUCCUUUUUUGAGUGUGUACGAAUUCGUUACUAAGUCACUGAGGUAAGUCAAUGAGUGACUUAAGGAGGUUUGGUAUGAUGCAGAUGCAUCAGUUACGGCGACUUCAAUAGAUACAGAGAGAAGACCUCCAGAACCCUUCAGAAUACAACGCAAAGUAAAGCGUCACAUUUUGGAUCGAACUCUGUUGGAUAUUCUAGAGAUAAAAGGUAAAGAACUUUUCAAACUAAAUGGGGGCUUUUCUUAAUAGAAAUAUCUACGCAACUGAAGAUCACGCAGAGGACAUCGGAGCUGCCUAGAAGCUGAACCUGGGAGAAAGAUGUAAUGUAACCUUUUCUUUUACUCCUGUUUAGAUAUCUUCUUCAUGAAGGUAACAAUAUCUGAAGACUACCUAAA
Anopheles moucheti is the source of this 1716-nucleotide messenger RNA. RefSeq names its product paired box protein Pax-6-like. Gene Ontology annotation, biological process: anatomical structure development; regulation of transcription by RNA polymerase II. The record is from RefSeq and is a predicted model, not a curated record. Gene Ontology annotation, molecular function: RNA polymerase II cis-regulatory region sequence-specific DNA binding; DNA-binding transcription factor activity, RNA polymerase II-specific. The transcript is spliced from 4 exons. Lineage: Eukaryota; Metazoa; Arthropoda; Insecta; Diptera; Culicidae. Bases 100 to 1098 code for a protein of 332 amino acids.